AUUGUGGCAAAACUCAAUGCUUAUUGCAAUUUUGCCCCUCUCCGUUCGUCCUCGCGACGUACCAAAUCACAUUGACGAUUCUCGCCGAUCUCAAUCUUGUUUUCUAGAAGAGGAUUUCGUUCCUUCCAAUCCAUUUUCCGUCAACUGGAUCGGUGGGUUUCCUUUCAUAUAAUCUCUGUUUGGAUGCGGGUUUGAGGAUUUGGGCUGCGGAGCUGAGUAGGUGGAAACCCUAAGAUCAAGAUGAAGCCUUCUGCCGGGGAGAUCAAGAUCUCGGAGAGCGCCAAGAGGCUCGAUGUUGACAAUCGUAUCUCCCUCAGUUUCUACUAUCGGAUAGCCCAUAAUCUUCUCAGACAGGCAGACAUUUACCGGAGCGAGAAGGAUAUCAUUGAUCUUUAUGUUAUGCUUAUGAGAUUCUCAAGUUUGAUUAAAGAGACUAUUCCACACCAUAAAGAUUUUCAGGUGAUAUUGCACGAUGAAAAACUUUAUUUCAGAAAGAGAUUGUUAAGUGCCUUGAAUGAGCUAGAAGCGUUGAAGCCUGAUGUAAAACGUCAGCUUGAAGAAUUGAAUAGGAGGAACAGAAGCCAACUAACUACUUGGGGGCAAUUGCCACAAGAUGGUUCUCGAAAUGAAUCAUUUGAUUGGCCAUCAAUCAAAAACUAUAACACCACUCAGGCUGAUAGAAUGGUUGCACGAGAUGGCUUAUACAGGAGUUCUAAUGUUCAAGGAGGCAAGAUAUUGACAAAAUCCAAAUCUCAGUUUAAUAAACUAUCUUUCAAUAUCCCACUUCCCAAAGAGGAAACCCUAUCAAGACACUCGAUUUUGGGUCCUAAUGGUCUUAAUGGACGAUGGCAGCCACCGAGUGUUGACCGUGGAAUUCAAUACCCUAGCAAUUUGGACUUAACGCCAAUUGAGAUGCCAAGCGUGCUUCAUCAACCAACAGAGGAUAAACCAGAGGCAGUUAAAGAAAAUGUAACUUUGGAGAAGGAAAGAUCCAUACUUGAAGACGUUCUUUCCUUACAAGAUACUUCAACCCAUCAACCUGAAGAACCAGGUCCAAUGAUUAACCUGGAUAUUUUUGUUGAGACUCCUAAGAUGGAGAUUAUCAAAGAACUCUGUCCUCCACCGGUCCUGGCAGAAGUUCAUGAUGUCGCCAUAACACCACAAGUUUCUCAUUCCUCAAAUGAACAAACUGUUUCUUUGCAGAAUGAUCUAAUUCCUGCUGAAUCACCUCAGGAAGUUCACAUAUCAAUUGCUUUGAUGGAGAGUUUUAUGAGACUUGCGAAAUCAAAUACUACCAGAAACUUAGAAACUUGUGGAGUUCUUGCUGGUUCCCUUAAAAACAGAAAGUUCUAUGUGACAGCUCUCAUCAUCCCAAAGCAGGAGUCCACAUCUGAUUCAUGUCAGACAACAAAUGAAGAAGAAAUAUUUGAUUAUCAGGACAAGCAAGCACUUUUCCCUCUUGGAUGGAUUCACACUCAUCCUACUCAGUCAUGUUUUAUGUCUUCGAUUGAUGUACACACCCAUUAUUCCUACCAGAUUAUGUUGCCUGAGGCAAUUGCAAUUGUAAUGGCACCAAAAGACAGUUCCAAGAAGCAUGGGAUAUUUCGGCUGACCACACCGGGAGGUAUGUCGGUCAUCAAGCAAUGCCAACAACGAGGUUUCCAUCCUCACCAACCACCCCCAGAUGGGGGCCCUAUCUAUGACCACUGCUCUGAUGUCUACAUGAACCCUAAACUCAAGUUCGAUGUAGUGGACCUCCGUUGACAAUAUCUAAGUAUAUGUUGCUCGAGUUACACUGAACCUGUGUGCUAAGACACAAUCAAUUUCUUGUUGUAAAUUCUCUUUCAAAUUUUACAUAUUCCCGAUUUCCAUGGUAACAAUUGUGAGAUAUUUGCUGUACAUAUUCUCCAAAAUGUUUAUGUUUCGCGAAUGAAAACAUGUAUUGAUCCUAGCCAUACUCAUCUUAUAAAUUGGAUGCUCUCUUUACUAUC
Zingiber officinale is the source of this 1991-nucleotide messenger RNA. RefSeq names its product AMSH-like ubiquitin thioesterase 1. Bases 241 to 1764 code for a protein of 507 amino acids. The record is from RefSeq and is a predicted model, not a curated record. Lineage: Eukaryota; Viridiplantae; Streptophyta; Magnoliopsida; Zingiberales; Zingiberaceae. Gene Ontology annotation, molecular function: protein binding; K63-linked deubiquitinase activity; metal-dependent deubiquitinase activity. Gene Ontology annotation, cellular component: membrane; endosome. The transcript is spliced from 14 exons. Gene Ontology annotation, biological process: protein K63-linked deubiquitination; protein K48-linked deubiquitination.